Molecule: messenger RNA, 3070 nt
Organism: Myiozetetes cayanensis
Lineage: Eukaryota; Metazoa; Chordata; Aves; Passeriformes; Tyrannidae
Exons: 2
Coding region: 77-3070 (997 amino acids)
Biological process (GO): DNA integration
Molecular function (GO): nucleic acid binding; RNA-DNA hybrid ribonuclease activity
Source: RefSeq, a predicted model, not a curated record
GUGGGUUCGAUGGCCUGGCACAUCGGAUCCUCAGAGAUACCGGGCUUUAGUGGAUACUGGUGCCCAGUGUACUUUAAUGCCAUCAGAGCAUAAGAGUAUAGAGGCUGUUUCUAUUUCUGGAGUGACCGGAGGGUCUCAAGAGUUGUCAGUGGUAGAGGCCGAUAUGAGCUUGACAGGAGACCAAUGGCAAAAGCAUUCCAUUGUGACGGGGCCAGAAGCCCCUUGCAUUCUUGGUAUGGACUACCUAAAAAGAGGAUACUUCAAAGACCCGAAGGGGUACCGAUGGGCUUUCGGUGUAGCCACGGUGAUUGAAGAGAAGUCCAAGCAAUUGUCUGCCCUAUCUGGCCUCUCAGAAGAUCCUUCCAUUGUGGGACUACUCCAAGUUAAAGAUCAGCAAGUGCCUAUAGCCACUGCAACUGUACACAGGCGACAGUACAGGACAAAUCGAGAUGCUGUGAUCCCCAUUCACAAGAUGAUCAGGAAGUUAGAGAGUCAAGGGGUGGUCAGCAGAACACACUCACCCUUCAAUAGCCCUAUCUGGCCUGUACGUAAAUCCGAUGGAGAAUGGAGACUGACAGUGGACUAUCGUGGCUUGAAUGAAGUCACGCCACCAUUGAGUGCUGCUGUACCAGACAUGUUGGAGCUCCAGUAUGAGCUGGAGUCCAAGACAGCGAAGUGGUACGCCACUAUUGAUAUUGCUAAUGCAUUUUUCUCCAUUCCCUUGGCAGCAGAGUGCAGGCCACAGUUUGCUUUCACCUGGAGGGGUGUGCAGUACACCUGGAAUCGACUGCCCCAGGGGUGGAAGCACAGUCCAACCAUUUGUCAUGGGCUGAUUCAGGCCACCCUAGAGAAGGGUAAGGCCCCAGAGCACCUGCAGUACAUCGAUGACAUCAUUGUAUGGGGGGACACAGCAGAAGAAGUUUUUGAAAAAGGGCAAAAGAUCAUCCAGAUUCUCCUCGAGGCCGGUUUCGCCAUCAAGAGAAAUAAAGUCAAGGGACCUGCCAGAGAAAUCCAAUUCCUAGGGGUGAAAUGGCAAGAUGGACGUCGUCAGAUUCCAACAGACGUCAUCAAUAAGAUCGUAGCAAUGGCUCCACCGACAAACAAAAAAGAAACCCAAGCUUUUCUGGGAGCCAUAGGCUUCUGGAGGAUGCACAUCCCAGAGUACAGCCAAAUUGUAAGCCCUCUUUACUUUGUGACCCGUAAAAAGAACAACUUCCAGUGGGGUCCUGAACAACAACAGGCUUUUAGGCAAAUCAAGCAAGAGAUUGCACAUGCCGUGGCUCUUGGUCCAGUCAGGACGGGACCAGAUGUAAAGAAUGUACUUUACUCUACAGCUGGAGAUAAAGGUCCCUCCUGGAGCCUCUGGCAAAAAGUGCCUGGCGAGACGCGAGGGCGACCACUUGGUUUCUGGAGCCGAAGCUACAGAGGUUCUGAAGCCAACUACACCCCUAUGGAAAAAGAAAUCUUAGCGGCAUAUGAAGGCAUACGAGCAGCCUCAGAAGUGAUUGGUACCGAAACACAACUCUUCCUGGCACCCCGAUUACCAGUGCUGAGCUGGAUGUUCAAGGGUAAGGUGCCCUCUACGCAUCAUGCCACCGAUGCCACGUGGAGCAAGUGGAUGGCUUUGAUUACGCAACGUGUCCGAAUGGGAAACUCGAAUCGCCCUGGAAUUUUGGAAAUUAUAACCAAUUGGCCUGAAGGUGGGAACUUCAGUCUGGCGGAUGAAGAAGAAGAAGAGCCAGUGAGUCGAGUUGAAGAAGCUCCGCCAUAUAAUCAGUUGCCAGAUGAAGAGACACGUUAUGCCCUCUUCACUGACGGUUCUUGCCGCAUUGUAGGAAGGAGCCGGAAGUGGAAAGCAGCUGUGUGGAGUCCCACCCGACGGGUGGCAGAAGCCACUGAAGGUAAAGGUGAAUCGAGUCAGUUUGCGGAACUCAAAGCUGUCCAAUUGGCCUUAGACAUUGCAGAAAGAGAAGGAUGGCCAAGACUCUACCUCUACACUGAUUCGUGGAUGAUAGCCAAUGCCCUAUGGGGAUGGCUAGACAGGUGGAAGAAAAUGAAUUGGAGACGUAGAGGAAAACCCAUCUGGGCUGCCGACUUGUGGCAAGACAUCGCUGCCAGAGUGAAAAAACUGAAUGUGAGAGUCCGCCAUGUAGAUGCCCAUGUGCCCAAGGAUCGAGCUAAUGAGGAACACACUCAUAACAGACAAGCAGACCGUGCUGCACAAGUCGAGGUGUCACAAGUAGACCUAGACUGGCAGCAAAAGGGUGAGUUGUUCCUAGCUCGAUGGGCCCAUGAUGCUUCAGGCCAUCAGGGCCGAGAUGCCACCUAUAGAUGGGCACGAGACCGAGGGGUGGAUUUGACCAUGGACUCUAUUUCCCAGGUUAUCCAUGACUGUGAAACCUGUGCUGCCAUUAAACAGGCCAAAAGGUUGAAGCCCCUAUGGUAUGGUGGACGCUGGGACAAGUAUAGAUACGGAGAAGCAUGGCAGGUCGACUACAUCACAUUGCCACAAACCCGCCAAGGUAAACACUAUGUGCUUACCAUGGUGGAAGCGACUACUGGAUGGUUAGAGACAUAUUCGGUACCACAUGCAACAGCCCGGAAUACCAUUCUAGGUCUCGAGAAGCAAGUCCUGUGGAGACAUGGUACUCCAGAACGAAUUGAGUCAGACAAUGGGACUCAUUUUAAGAAUAAUCUGGUGGCCACUUGGGCACGGGAGCAUGGUAUUGAAUGGGUAUAUCACAUUCCAUAUCAUGCACCCGCCGCUGGGAAAAUUGAAAGGUGUAAUGGACUGUUAAAAACAACUCUGAAGGCACUAGGUGAGGGAACUUUCAAGAACUGGGACAAGCACUUAGCCAAGGCCACCUGGCUAGUUAACACUAGAGGCUCUGUCAAUCGAGCUGGUCCUGCCCAAGCAGAAUCCCUCCACACUGUAGAUGGAGACAAAGUUCCAGCGAUCCAUCUGAGAGGAAACCAGUCACCAGGUGGGAAAGACCUGAACAAACUAAUGCCGGUAUCCAGUGAUAAACCAGCCCAGACCAGAGAACCAGCUCUAAAACCACAACUGUAA